GAGAGAGGGGAGAGAGAGAGAGAGCUUAGAAGAGGCUGAAUGACAUUUUCAGCUCUCCACACCCAAAUCUCUGGAAAAUUCCUUCAGUUUGCAGGCUGCUGCAGAGCUGGCUCACUGAGACCGACUGAGGUAGGAAGGAAAAGGAGAAAGAUUAACCGCACAGAUUGCUGAAGCAGAAGGAGGAGUUGCAGGAGAUGCAGACUAGAUAACCUUGGAAUGUGGGUUAGGAUGCUAUGUGUUGACGGAGGUGACUUGAAUGUAGCGUAGUGUAUAUCGAACGUCGGGACAGAUUCAGUGUGAAGACAAAAGAAGUGAAACUAGCGCUUUACUGCGGCAAAAGAAGAUCGACGUUAAGAAGCCAGUGCUGAAAACAACGGACCUGUUUCCUGUUAAGGAGCAUUUAUUACCUCCUUCUCGUCUGUCACCCUGGGGAAGGCAACGCUCCUCCGAUCUCCCCGAUUUCCCCCUUCCUCUUCAUCAUCAUCAUCGUCCUCACCACCGUUGAAGACUGUUUCAGCAUCCCGUUGUACCCUGACCUCAGGUAUCAGGUGGAAAAGGUUUUGGCUCCCCGGAUCGCCUAUCAUGCACAUCAAGACCACCAAGUGUAACCGCUUCUGCCUGGUCGCCUCGGUGACCAACCAGGAAGUGUUUAACCUUCCUGAAGCACGGGGCAGUUUUGAGGCCUUGUUCCGUUCAUUCGACCCGGAGGUGCAGUUCCAGUACUUCAAGUCUUUCCGGCGGGUCAGGAUCAGUUUCAGUGAUGCUCUGGCUGCAGCUGAAGCGAGACUCCGACUCCACAAGACUGAUUUCAACGGCAAAGAGAUGAGACUGUACUUCGCCCAGUCUGUCCACAUAGGGAGUCCUCGGCUGGAGCCCCCCAAGCCAGAGAAGCAGUUCCUGAUCUCGCCCCCUGCCUCCCCUCCAGUCGGCUGGGAACAGUCUCAGGAUGCCACGCCAGUCGUCAACUACGACCUGCUGUGUGCCAUCUCAAAACUAGGACCAGGGGACAAGUACGAGCUUCAGACCGCCACGCCCACCACCCCCAGCGUGGUCGUCCAUGUCUGCGAGGACGACCGCGACGACAGCUCGGCCCCCGACGACAGCGACCAAGACGACAAGCCCCGCCCCCCGCGACCGAAGAUCAUCCAGACGCGACGUCCCGACUACACACCCGGAGUCGAGCAGUGAGCGACGACAAAGGGGGAACAGUGUGACGGCUGUAACAUUUCAUCCUGAAGUGAUUGGUCAAGAGCUGAACACGCUCUCAGAGCUGGGAAGAAGGUUUGGGGACUUUAAGAAGGCGCCUGAGGGUGCUGCGACGCCCUGUAGGCGAGCAUUUCAUAAGACAGAGAGAAAACUGUGUCAAAUGCUGCAUUCAUGUCCCGUGGGAAAGACAGGAGAUCUGAACUUCCUAGUUAAAAAUACUGUUCAGUUUAGCCAUCAGAUGCUAUGUACUGCUUGUGAAUUUGAGGUUUGGAGAUGGAUCUGAAGGAAAUACUAGUUUAGUGUAGGACAUAAUGUAUACUCAUGUUUUGAUCAUAGUGCUUAAGUACAGUGGAAGGAGACUUUGCUGGAUUUUUGGUUUGGUUUGGGGAUACUUUGCAAAAAACAAAACAAAACUGAAAUGUACCAUGACUAACUUUGUGUGUUUGUGAGCUGAAGCUGGUCAGGUGCAAAGAAAGUCUGUACAGGACCAUCAAAGCGAUUUGGAUGUUGGUUAUUCCCACAUGACAUGAAUGCAGCACCAUUCUGACGGUCAUGUUUGCGUUUUCCUCGAGUUUGGAACUUAACUGACAGACUGAAGAGGGAAACGACUUUUGAAUGAAUUUAUUUUAAACAUAACUUUGCGACUGUUGCUUUUUGCUCGGGUGCUACAUAUGUAUGUCAGUCAGCCGUAGAGUUUACACACCGCUGACGUGCUUUUUCACAUCUCCUUCGGUUGCGUGGUCAUUACCGAAGAGGUCGUGUCGGCGCUGCGGCUCCCCGUUACUCUUCGCUGCUGUUUGAUGUCACAGCUUCACCUUUGCAGCUGUUUUGUGGUGGACGUGUAGUCAAGUCAAAGCUCGCCUUACUCACAUUUUACAGGCAAGCCCCCGGUGUGUGCUGCUUACACUGAAACGUUGUAUGAAAGUGAGGAGAUUGCACCCACAGUGUUGUUCCUGUAAUGACUUGUAACUGUGUUAUUUGAGGAUUUUUUCAGUUUUGGUACUCUGCCUGUCUGUAUGUGUUUUGGUUGUAGUGUAGCAAAUAACUGUUGCUAUUUGACAUUUAAUGGAGCUAAAUUACUAUGGCUUUACAAGGUGUUUUAUUUUUGAAUGUAGAACACACACACACAUACCCAGCCCUUGUUAAUCUGAGGGCUUCAACUACACCAACCAUGAUAUCUUGUCAAUAAAAAAUAAAACAGGGCUAACCUUUUUUAGUUCAUUCUUUGGCUAAAUAGUUUUCCGAAAGAAAAGUCUGCAAAUUGUGGGGAAAUAAAACUGAAGCACUGUUAUUCAACCUAUGACUCAGGGCCCGAUGCGUUUGCUGGCCUCUUCUGGUGGGUCCCCAUUUGAUAAGAGCGCAUGUAUGUUUUAGGGAGAUUAGUGUGUUGCCCACAGUGUGUCUUGUUGUAUUCAUACGGCUGUUAGCUUGUAGAACCCUUGUGUGUAGGAGAAGAUGCACGGGAAAUAUGUAUGUGGAGUGUGUGCGUCUGUUUCUGUGCAGACAGGUGUGUUAACUGUUGCUUUCCCAUUAGCAUUGGAGGUGUUCAAACUACUCUUAUUAGUGUGACAUUACGUCAGAUCUGUGCAAGCAUGUCACAGUCCCUCAACCUGCUCACAUUAGACCCCAGACCACCAUAUGACCUGAUGUUGUUACACACCUACGUUAUUGCACCGUGUAGAAACUAAAAUGUUGCAGCUGGAGUUGUUUUAAAUACUGCAGUGACAACACACCUCUGAAGGUUUCUUUAGGGAACCCCAGUGCUAACGGAUGUGUGUGUCUGGUGAUAAACGUAUUUUCCAUUGCAGUUAGCUUUUCUGGACUUACUGCUGUAAAUAGUUUCAAGCUAAAUCUUACACCGACACUUGACUCAGCUCAACAAAAAAAAGUGUAAAGUAGGAGUGGCGGGGUGUCAUUACAGGACCCUAUUUGGGUUGUUUCGGCCCUGCACCACUAAACAAACGCUGCUGACAGGGAAAAUUGUUUCACAUCACAAAUCAUGCUAGUGUUAAUCACUUGUAGAGUUCGAAACGUUUUUUGGAGAGGCUUUUUUGAAGGCUCUGAUAUGUCCUGUUAGUUAAACAAAUUCUGAAACUGUCAGCAUAGUUUAACAAAGGAAGAAACACAAUAGUCAGUUUCCUGUGGUAAAUGGAACUGGACUUGGAGCCCUGCUACUUUAUCACUCACGGUACAUAACCACUCCCUCAAACAGGUUCACCACUAGAACAUGUUGCAUGUACAUGUGUGAAUAAAAAUAGUGAGAGUGAAGCUCAGAGUCAGGUGUGCACAACAACCACUGUACGAUAUACUGACAUUCAUACAGGAAAACCCUGUUGGUCCAGCACUCUGGAACUAGUCUGGUUAUCUUGGUUCUACUGACCAUGUUCAUGAUAUGAAUGAGAACUCACUUUGCUUAUGUAUUAUUGGCUCUUUUCUUUUUCUGUGACCAGUAUCGUCUGUUGUCUUGGCUUGAAGAAGCUGCAUUUUGGGGGGCUACUGGUAGCACCUUAUUAUGAUAAUAGUCAGGACAUCAUGUACUAGUAAAAACUUGAAUUAAAAUGCCACUUUAAAUGGGUUGAAAAUGAAAUAAAAGCUGUUGUUUUGGUAGCAUCUUCAAGUUGUUACACUUCUUAACAGAUACAUCCUGUAGAAUGUAAUAAUGCUGGUUAUAAUUAGAAGGUUCAAAAAAGGUGAUUUAUUACAUAUUUCUAGUUAUUAUCAGUUGCUACAGGUUGUGGAGCUUGAAGAAAUGUUUGUGUCAAGUUUUUCUUCUUCUUCUUUGUUCAUUCAGAGCGAUGAGAGAAUGUUAGCUUGUGGACGCAGCACUGUGAAGCACAUGACGCACUGCCAGCGAGUCAGAUGGCUCAUCUGUCCCAUAUUAGAGGAUUGGAGGUUGCAUAAGCCUGUCAGUAUAGCUACUUUUUUACUACUGGUAUUGUAAGUUCAUUUAUCUUUUAAAAAGUAAUUUAACAUUACUGAGUUACCAUUAAAUAAAGAUUUGACCAUCUAA
Molecule: messenger RNA, 4216 nt
Organism: Siniperca chuatsi (mandarin fish)
Lineage: Eukaryota; Metazoa; Chordata; Actinopteri; Centrarchiformes; Sinipercidae
Gene: rcan1b
Product: regulator of calcineurin 1b
Exons: 4
Coding region: 583-1188 (201 amino acids)
Biological process (GO): calcium-mediated signaling
Cellular component (GO): cytoplasm; nucleus
Molecular function (GO): nucleic acid binding; calcium-dependent protein serine/threonine phosphatase regulator activity
Source: RefSeq, a predicted model, not a curated record